This is a messenger RNA of Piliocolobus tephrosceles (Ugandan red Colobus), 2478 nucleotides long. It is a transcript of the gene NALF1, whose product is annotated as NALCN channel auxiliary factor 1. The transcript has 3 exons. Gene Ontology annotation, cellular component: plasma membrane. The coding region runs from base 206 to 1579 and encodes 457 amino acids. Gene Ontology annotation, molecular function: stretch-activated, monoatomic cation-selective, calcium channel activity. Gene Ontology annotation, biological process: calcium ion import across plasma membrane. NCBI's taxonomy places the organism in Eukaryota, Metazoa, Chordata, Mammalia, Primates, Cercopithecidae. The record is from RefSeq and is a predicted model, not a curated record.
UAUUUAUGUAGGCAAAAGAGACAGAGAGAUAAAAGAGAGGGAGAGAGAGAGGGAGAGGGGGAGAGAGAGAAAGAGAGAGAGAGGAGAGAGAAGAAACGGGAGGAGGGGAUAAGGAAAUUAAACCCUUUAAGUCAAUGCAUAUUGUGGUGACACCGGCACAGGCGCCCUCACGGUGGAGUCGGCCAGGGCUGUGCGUUCCCAAAAUAUGACCAGGGGUGCUUGGAUGUGUCGGCAGUAUGACGACGGCUUAAAAAUCUGGUUGGCAGCACCCCGAGAGAACGAGAAACCGUUCAUCGAUUCCGAGAGGGCUCAGAAAUGGCGACUGUCUCUGGCAUCUCUCUUGUUUUUCACAGUCCUGCUCUCUGAUCACUUGUGGUUCUGCGCCGAGGCCAAGCUGACCCGGGCCCGGGACAAGGAGCACCAGCAGCAGCAGCGGCAGCAGCAGCAGCAGCAGCAGCAGCAGAGGCAGCGGCAGCAGCAACAGCAGCAGCGGCGGCAGCAGGAGCCCUCCUGGCCCGCGCUCCUAGCCAGCAUGGGGGAGUCCUCGCCUGCCGCCCAGGCACACAGACUCCUCUCCGCCUCCUCGUCCCCCACCCUGCCCCCCUCCCCGGGAGACGGCGGCGGCGGCGGCAAGGGCAACCGAGGCAAAGACGACCGGGGCAAGGCUCUUUUUCUAGGAAACUCUGCCAAGCCCGUGUGGCGCCUGGAGACUUGUUACCCCCAGGGCGCGUCCUCGGGCCAGUGCUUCACGGUGGAGAAUGCGGACGCGGUGUGCGCCAGGAACUGGAGUCGGGGGGCGGCCGGGGGGGACGGGCAGGAGGUGAGGAGCAAGCAUCCCACUCCGCUCUGGAACUUGUCGGAUUUUUACCUUUCGUUUUGUAAUUCCUACACACUUUGGGAGUUGUUCUCGGGGUUGUCCAGUCCCAACACUUUGAACUGCAGUCUGGAUGUGGUGCUCAAGGAAGGCGGCGAGAUGACCACUUGCAGGCAGUGCGUCGAGGCUUACCAGGACUAUGACCACCAUGCUCAGGAGAAAUACGAAGAGUUUGAAAGCGUGCUCCACAAAUAUUUACAGUCGGAGGAGUACUCGGUGAAAUCCUGUCCUGAAGACUGUAAGAUUGUCUACAAAGCCUGGCUCUGUUCCCAGUAUUUUGAAGUCACACAGUUUAACUGCAGAAAGACAAUUCCUUGCAAGCAAUACUGUUUGGAGGUUCAGACGAGGUGUCCAUUUAUAUUGCCCGACAAUGAUGAAGUCAUAUACGGAGGCCUCUCCAGUUUCAUCUGUACAGGGCUUUAUGAAACCUUUCUAACCAAUGAUGAACCAGAAUGCUGUGACGUCAGGAGAGAAGAAAAAUCAAAUAACCCAUCCAAAGGGACCGUAGAGAAAAGUGACUCCUGUCACAGGACAUCGCUCACAGUGUCAUCAGCAACAAGACUGUGCAACAGCAGACUCAAGCUGUGUGUUCUUGUACUGAUUCUGUUACACACAGUGCUCACAGCCUCGGCAGCACAGAAUACAGCCGGACUGAGCUUUGGAGGCAUCAACACGCUGGAAGAAAACUCAACUAAUGAGGAGUAACGGAAGGACAAGUGUCACCACAGCAGCAGCUGGCCCGCCAUGAAAAAUGGCAACUGCUGUCUCAUGUAACAGAAACUGGGUGCUUUUACCCUCGAAUUACUUAUUGUAAGGCCUUUAGGGUAAAAUUUAAACAGAUGGGCCUGAAUCCAAACAAGGACACAACCACAGCUUUUUAUUGACUAAAAGGCUGGAAAGUGACUUUAAAUUUCUCACACCAUUUUAUACACUGUGUUUUAAUGUUUGGAGGUUUUAUUUGCUUUCGUUUUGGUUUGGGUUUAUUUGUUUGUUUAUUUUUUGCACUUGUUAAUACAGGAUUUAUUUUGGGGGAUGGUUUCUCAGAGGUAAACUAAGUCUUUUCACUGUCUCUAUCUCUCUAUAUUUCUAGUCAUUGUGUGUGUUCAUCAGAUAGUUCUGUCUUUAUGUCCUGUCAGUUUCUAUUAGAGGAAUGAUUGCUAUGACCUCAUGGUAUAGCAAAAAACAACAACAAAAAAAGAAUAAAAAAUAAAAAAGACAAAAAAAAGAAAACAACACAAAAUAAAAAUAAAAAAAAUCCCUAAGUCUCCCUUCUACCCACAGAACCAAUACCCUUCCCGGCCUUUCCUUUCCCUCGCCCUCUUCUCGUCCCCUAAGCAAACAACAUCCGCUUGCUUCUGUCUGUGUAACCACAGUGAAUGGGUGUGCACGCUUGGUGGGCCUCUGAGCCCCUGUUGCACAAACCCAAAACAGAGCGGAGCCAAGGGGGCCUGGCAGGAGUUCCUUUUUAGCUGAACAAACAAGUGCUCUCCAUAAUAGGUGGAAUCAGACAGUUAACACAUUUUUAUGUUGAAAACAAAAUAAAAGGAAAAAAAAAUUAAAAAAACACUAUCAUGAACUGUAUUGCUCCAGUUCCCAUCCCCAAG